Molecule: messenger RNA, 1666 nt
Organism: Sapajus apella (tufted capuchin)
Lineage: Eukaryota; Metazoa; Chordata; Mammalia; Primates; Cebidae
Gene: ADIPOR2
Product: adiponectin receptor 2
Exons: 8
Coding region: 315-1475 (386 amino acids)
Biological process (GO): adiponectin-activated signaling pathway
Cellular component (GO): plasma membrane
Molecular function (GO): signaling receptor activity
Source: RefSeq, a predicted model, not a curated record
AUGCGCGUCACGGCGACGUGGGGGCGGGGAGACGCGGCGGCGGUGGCGGCGGCGGUCGCGGUCGCGGCGGGGCGAGCGCGAUUCCAGAAGCGGCAUCGCGGCGGCGGCAGCGGCGGCGCCUAUACCGGGCUGGGCCCCCUCCCUCCUCCGUUCCCCCCUCCUCCCCCUUCCCCUCAGCCGUGGUUCCCGAGAAGUCCGAGACGCGCGGCGAGGAGGCGACGGGCUCCAGGAUCAACUCACUCUCCUGAAAGUCAUUCUCCCAAGAAGGAGGGACAGAAAGACAGAGCUGUUUGUAAGAAAGGCUUGGGUAUCCCAUGAACGAGCCAACAGAAAACCGAUUGGGGUGCAGCAGGACUCCAGAGCCAGAUAUAAGGCUCAGAAAAGGGCACCAACUUGAUGGUACAAGGAGAGGUGAUAAUGACAGCCACCAAGGAGAUUUGGAGCCUAUGUUAGAGGCAUCUGUUGUAUCUUCCCAUGAUAAAAAAAGCUCUGAGGAACACGAGAGCAGUGAUGAAGCUCCUCAGGAAGAUGAGGGGUUUAUGGGCAUGUCCCCUCUCUUACAAGCCCAUCAUGCUAUGGAAAAAAUGGAAGAAUUUGUUUGUAAGGUAUGGGAAGGUCGGUGGCGAGUGAUCCCUCAUGAUGUACUACCAGACUGGCUCAAGGAUAACGACUUUCUUUUACAUGGACACCGACCUCCUAUGCCUUCUUUCCGGGCCUGUUUUAAGAGCAUUUUCAGAAUACACACAGAAACAGGCAACAUCUGGACACAUCUCUUAGGUUGUGUAUUCUUCUUGUGCCUGGGGAUUUUUUAUAUGUUUCGCCCAAAUAUCUCCUUUGUGGCCCCUCUGCAAGAGAAGGUGGUCUUUGGAUUAUUUUUCUUAGGAGCCAUUCUCUGCCUUUCUUUUUCAUGGCUCUUCCACACAGUCUACUGCCACUCAGAGGGGGUCUCCCGGAUCUUCUCUAAACUGGAUUACUCUGGUAUUGCUCUUCUGAUUAUGGGGAGUUUUGUUCCUUGGCUUUAUUAUUCUUUCUACUGUAAUCCACAACCUUGCUUCAUCUACUUGAUUGUCAUCUGUGUGCUGGGCAUUGCAGCCAUUAUAGUCUCCCAGUGGGACAUGUUUGCUACCCCUCAGUAUCGGGGAGUAAGAGCAGGAGUGUUUCUGGGCCUAGGCCUGAGUGGAAUCAUUCCUACCUUGCACUAUGUCAUCUCAGAGGGGUUCCUCAAGGCUGCCACCAUAGGGCAGAUAGGCUGGUUGAUGCUGAUGGCCAGUCUCUACAUCACAGGAGCUGCCCUGUAUGCUGCCCGGAUCCCUGAACGCUUCUUUCCUGGCAAAUGUGACAUCUGGUUUCACUCUCAUCAGCUGUUUCAUAUCUUUGUGGUUGCUGGAGCUUUCGUUCACUUCCAUGGUGUCUCAAACCUCCAGGAGUUUCGUUUCAUGAUCGGCGGGGGCUGCAGUGAAGAGGAUGCACUGUGAUACCUACCAGUAGCCAGGGACUGUGACCCUAAACCAGGUCCUGCAGCACUUGCAGGCCUCUCUGCUGGCUACUGAUGCCAGUACCAGAGGAGCCCCAAAACUCUGACACCCUCGCGGGCUUUGUGACGGCCCAGGGGCUCUGUGUGGUACAUGACUGAGAAGAGAAAAACAAAAAUAAAUCAUACCUCAAA